UUUUGGGAGGCGAAGAGGUAAUCUCAGAACCACACAAGUGGCUGGUUUUUCAACCGCCAAUAAAAACAAAGAAGAAGAAAUUGUGGAAAAAACGGUCGUUUUUGGAGUACUUACUUGCUAGUACGAACUUAAGGCACUUUGCUUCGUGUAGUGAUUUAUUGACCGUAAUGCAGACAGAGUCGUUUAACACAAGUGGGGUGGUUUUUAAACAACUACAAGAAGUAAUUCGGAUACAGCAGCAAAUUAUUUUAAGUUUGAACGAGAAGGAAGAAAGACAUCAGCACGACUGGACAAGGCAGCGUCUGUCCCAGGAAUCAGAAAAGCUCAAUUUUGCCACUGGAGAAAUACAGAUUCUCACCCGAAAACUGGAAAGGGAGAAGGAAUCAUUUGAAAAGGCGCUUCACAGUGAGAAAACUAAAGCAAGGAAGGAAUUGGCUAAAAGCAACAAAUUGAAUACCAAGUGUGCUCGUAUCAACUCAAUCAUUCAAAAGCGUGAGGACAUUCUUAACGAGAAGGAGAAUCAAAUCAGCGAGCUGCACACCAAGCUGGAGAAACAGAGAGUAACUCUGAAGACGCGGCUGACGGACCUGGAGGUCCAGAGGCAGCAGAAGGAGUACUUGGCUCGGGUUCUGCAGAGGAGCGGCCGGACCGGGCCAGAACCGGACGCCGUAGCAACACUACCCAGCCCGGGGGGGAAGGCAUCAAAGGGCUCGGGGUUUGCCACUGGAGAGAGUGGCCAGUUGUGUAUUUAGGGACAGCAGCACUGCAAACGUGAUGCAUUUUGGACCGUUGUGAAAUACAUGUAUUCUCAAUCAGCAUUGCACUGAAGAAUCAAAUGAAGCAAGAACGAAUUAAGUGUUCAUCCAAGCAUGUUGUGCAUUUUUAUUAAAUUAUUC
Molecule: messenger RNA, 896 nt
Organism: Conger conger (European conger)
Lineage: Eukaryota; Metazoa; Chordata; Actinopteri; Anguilliformes; Congridae
Product: spermatogenesis-associated protein 24-like
Exons: 5
Coding region: 168-752 (194 amino acids)
Cellular component (GO): cytoplasm; nucleus
Molecular function (GO): DNA binding
Source: RefSeq, a predicted model, not a curated record